Molecule: messenger RNA, 2358 nt
Organism: Penicillium vulpinum
Lineage: Eukaryota; Fungi; Ascomycota; Eurotiomycetes; Eurotiales; Aspergillaceae
Product: putative protein kinase
Exons: 1
Coding region: 1-2358 (785 amino acids)
Biological process (GO): protein phosphorylation
Molecular function (GO): ATP binding; protein kinase activity
Source: RefSeq, a predicted model, not a curated record
AUGUCGAUGUUCCGAUCAGCAGCAGAAAUAUCAUCCUCGGAAUCCGAUACCGACUCUGAUCCAGAAGAAACCCAAAUCCAGGAAUCCGGGUCUUCAACUCCUCGACAUGCUGCAGAAAAUCAAUCCCGCAGCCCGAGAAGGGACAAGACCAAGCAAGUUCCGAAAGACUCAAGUUCUACAGACCCAGACUCUUCGAUCUCUUUCGAUGAUAGAUCAACAUUACCACAGGAUCUGGUUGAUGUAAAUGUUGAUCAGCAUGCGAAUUUGAUGACAUCCGCACUGCUGGAAUAUUACUGUCAGAGUCGAGCAGCAGACAUUCUCAAUGCUCAACGUGGCUCAAAUAAACCUUUCAGUCGGCACAGCCCCGAGGCUCAAUAUCUUGGCAAGAAACUAUAUAAAUUUAAAUCACAGUUCUUGUCAGCUCACGGUAUCUUGGCCGAAGGCAUUGACAGAGAGGAAAUGGGACCAAGUAGGCAGAGUUAUCGGGAUAACCUCGACUUGCUUGGUAUAUCUGCCCUCGAGGAGAUGAAUUUCCAUGACACCCACACACGGUCUCCCGCAAUCGGCUCUGGGGCAGAUCUCUCCUCAAACACAAAAUCUUUGACAAAGAGACCCAGCGUUGAGGACAUGGAGAGUCCCAUUCUGUUCCGGCGGAACACAGAACCAAAUGCACCGCUUAGGAAACAGCUCCCCCCUGCUGACAAGGUGGAUUUCAUUCCAGCUCUUCCCCGUGUGACAAUGAACCUCUCCAACCCCUCGAUUCCGCUAUUUGGUAGCUCGCCUGUAGGGGUUCCACUUUUCCAUUCCCCAACAGCCCCACCAUAUAACCAUCUGUCAAGAUAUUCUGUCGAAUUCCAGGAGCUCAAGAUAUUGGGCCGUGGGUCCUUCGGCGAAGUAUACCACGUCACCAACCACAUUGACGGACAAGACUACGCCGUCAAGAAAAUCCCUCUCAGCCAAAGGAGGCUUGACCAGCUACAGUUUGGAGGUCAAAAUCAGCUCGAGACUAUCAUGAAGGAAAUUCGAACACUUGCCCGCCUUGAGCAUACGAAUAUUGUUCGAUACUAUGGGGCAUGGGUCGAGCAGGCCCAUCAUUCCCACCCACCUUCCGCCGAAUACCACCCUUCUCACACAACAUAUGAUAAGUCACAAAAUAGCUUGUCUUCUCCAGAUAUUCAAAAUGAGUCAAGCAUGGGGAUCGUCUUUGGAUAUUCUGAAUGUUCAAAUUCCGAAUCCCAGUCAAGCUCUCUGCCUGAAGAUCAUAGUUUUACUGAGAGCAUCCACCGUUCGGAUAGCCACGCGACUAGCUCAUCCCACCAGUCAAAGAAAGGCUCGCGCAGGGGAUUGUAUGAAGAAGAUGAUGAUGUUGAAUCAAUUCCUCGCAAUUUUGACGGGAAUACUUCUGUUGGCCAAACAUCAACCUUUGGGGAGACCGACGACAUCUUUACUGAUGGUCUGAGCCAAGAUCAGUCUAAACUUCAAGUUCAACCCCGUUACCGGCCUGGCCAACAACCACCCGCCGUCAUUCUUCACAUCCAGAUGUCACUUCAUCCUAUUUCGCUCGGCGCGUAUCUAAAUCCCCAAGUCGCCCCGAAGUAUGAUGAAUGCUCACUCGCCAGGCGUCAUUGCUUCCACCUACUGCCCUCACUGAAGCUCAUGAUGGACAUUGUUUCGGGUGUUGAGUACCUUCACUCAAAGGGUAUUGUGCAUCGUGACUUGAAGCCUGCAAAUAUCUUCCUAUGCGCACCAGAGAACAGCACAGCAGACAUAUGUAUCGCUUGCAGCUCCGGCGAAGCUUCUCCUGUCCAGUUCUGUCGUCCUCGCAUCGGGGACUUUGGUCUUGUGGCAGAUAUCUCCCACAUCAACGAGGAGGCCUCGCAGGGCACUAUGACACCAUACCGAGAAGGACCGAAUAUACAACGGGUAGUUGGAACCGAGUUCUAUCGUCCUCCGGCCAAUCUUUCUACGCCUACAAGUGACCCAAGCUCACCAGUUGAUUACUUUGAUGAAUAUAAGAUUGAUGAAAAGCUCGAUGUUUACGCGCUUGGCGUCAUUCUCUUCGAGACUGUUUAUCGCUUGAACACAAAGAUGGAGAGACAAUUUGUUCUAAGUGAUCUGACUCGCGGGUCAGGCCAGGAUCCGUCCGAGCGCACUCUUUUCCCUGCAGACUUCGCCGCCAAGAUCGAUCAUGGCUCGACCGUGCUGGACGAUGGCAUCUCAGUUGCGGAUGCUCUCAUGAAAUGUAUCAAAAGAAUGUUGGAGCCCAAAUCGCAACAGCGAUGGACAUGCCAGGAUGUCCAGGAGCAUUUGCGGGCGAUGAAGAAGGCCAUUCGCCGAUACGAGAAAACGCAGGAAUGA